CAUGCACUUUGAAACUCUGAAAGACACAGGAAAAUGCCUUGUUCGUGUCGAUGACCAGCACGGUCCGAGGAAGUGUCGCUCCCCCUCCGCAGCCAACAUCGCGUUCCCACAACUUACUAACUGUAACCCGUACGUCUUCGGACUGUGGGAGGAAACCCACGCGGUCACUGGGGAGAAUGUACAAACUCCGUACCACCAGCGGCAGAAGUUGAACCCUGAUUGCGAUCACUGGCGCUUUCUAAUAGCCUCCGAAGAGGUCAUGUCAACCUGACCUCCUGCUGGAAGAACUGAGCGGUCCGAGCAGCAUCCACGGUGGUCUGUUGGACUCGAAGAGGAGAACAAAAGAAAAGAGGAAGUGUUUGUGGUGCUGAUGCAAGGGUUCUGUCCGUGUGUCUGUGCCUUCUAGAUGUUGCCCUGAGACGGACCGGGAACAACAUGAUGAACGACCAGGAGGAGGAGGAGUUCAUCACCGUGAGGGUGCAGGAUCCACAGGUGCAAGAUCCAGGCUCUUGGGCCCCCUAUAUCGAUUAUAAAAUAUUCCUCUAUACAAACAGCAAGGCAUUCACGGUGAAGACCUCCUGCGUGCGGAGACGCUAUCGGGAGUUCGAGUGGCUGAGGCGCCGGCUGCAGAAGAACGCCGGGCUCGUAUCUCUCCCGGAGCUGCCGGGGAAGAGGCCGUUCCUGCAGGUCGGUGACGCUGAAAGCAUAGAGAGGAGGCGGCAGGGUCUGCAGCAGUUCCUGCAGAGUUUUGUCGUUGGCUCCCCUGAACCUGGAGGACUGGCCGAUCACUCUGUCUGACCUCUACCCUUUGACCCUGUUUGGCACUGCGUGACCCGACCGAGAGCCAGAGCUCAGGGCCCCGGCUCCAGCCAGCGUAACUCUCCGGGUCAGCGAGGUAGGCAGACCUCCGAACCCCUCUGUAAGAUGGUGGUCCCCACCUUGGAAGACUCUCCCCUGUACUUCCCUCCAUUCGGGUUAAAGUGCUGACCUCUCAACAGGAGCAAUAAAGAAUGCAGGGAGCCUUGAAAAUAAUCACACUUGCAAAAAGCUUCGAGGGGCUCCGUUUAGGUCUUUGAGAGAGCACAGAGGGAGGCCCUUCAGCCCAUCUAGUCUGUGCCAGGACCACUAAUCUGCCUAGACCCAUUGACCCGCUCUUGGACCAUAACAGCCCUCCCCCAUACGCCUCCCACCCAUGUGCUUAAUACAAACUUCCCUUCAAUGUUGAAAUUUAUCUGGCAUGCUCCACUUCUGUUGACAGGUCACCACGGCUUCCCAUGAUCCUGGUUGGGUUGGGGGGGGGGGGGGGGUUUAAUCAGGAGCUACACCUUGCCCGAGGGUGACCGGCAAGCUAGCAGAGGGAAGGGGCACCUCUCGCCUCCUCUGGUAGAGACAUAUCUCUGCCCUGUUGUUCCGCCCCUCAAACCGUCCCUUCCCGCCCGCGUAGACCUUCAUCCGCGUGUCCAUCAACUGUUCAGUGAGAUGUACGCCUCCCAUCAAAUCAUCCCUGAUUCCCCUGUGCUCUCGGGAACAACGUUCUCACCUGUAACUUCGGCCCUCAAGUCCCGCCAGCAUCCCUGUAAAUUUUCUCUGCCUACUUUCAAUCUUAUUGACAUCUUCCCUGCAGGUAGCUGCUGGCAAUACUCCAAAUUAGGCCUCACCUGCAUCUUGCAUAACUUCGCCACGGCAUCGCCACUCCUGUGCUCAGUGCUCAGGCCAAAGCGCUCCUCUUUACCGCCCACUUUCAGGCAACCGUGGACCCGUACUCCCAGAUCCCUCUGUUCUGCCGCACUCCUCGGUGCCCUACCCUGGCGUCCAGCGCGUCCGCUGGCGCAAGCGGAAAUCCCUCCUGAAGUCCGCCGUGUCUUCUGUCCGGGUUCGUAUUUGCAUAUAUAUUCGCCAACGGGAAGGGGCGACAGACGCGUUCGGGGACGCGAGGAGAGCUUUGUUAGAGCUGGCACAAAUGCAGCGCAGAAAGAAAGACGAAAUUCUGUAACGGUAUGUAGUACCGUACAUGGUGACGUAUAAACUUUGUAAUUUGGUACGCUUGUUGUGCAUGUGACGUGCAUGUUCUACGUUCUAUAUGACCCAUCUGUUGAGCAGGAUAAACAGAUAGUUUGUGUUCUGCCUACUUCAAUUCAGUUAAUCAGGACACACCGGGUCCACUAUAUUUUGGCCUAAUUAACUUUGCCCCAAAGUUUCUCGGAAAGAGUUAAAAACGUAUAUAAAGAAUCACAAACUGAACAACAAAUUAUGAAUUACAGAACAAAUCGGAGGACUAUCAUUACUGUAACAGUGCUAUAAAGCUGUAUAUUAG
Molecule: messenger RNA, 2314 nt
Organism: Hypanus sabinus (Atlantic stingray)
Lineage: Eukaryota; Metazoa; Chordata; Chondrichthyes; Myliobatiformes; Dasyatidae
Product: sorting nexin-11-like
Exons: 6
Coding region: 436-798 (120 amino acids)
Biological process (GO): intracellular protein transport
Molecular function (GO): phosphatidylinositol binding
Source: RefSeq, a predicted model, not a curated record